This is a messenger RNA of Phyllopteryx taeniolatus (common seadragon), 624 nucleotides long. RefSeq names its product upper zone of growth plate and cartilage matrix associated a (gene ucmaa). Bases 78 to 467 code for a protein of 129 amino acids. The record is from RefSeq and is a predicted model, not a curated record. NCBI's taxonomy places the organism in Eukaryota, Metazoa, Chordata, Actinopteri, Syngnathiformes, Syngnathidae. Gene Ontology annotation, cellular component: extracellular matrix. Gene Ontology annotation, biological process: embryonic skeletal system development; regulation of osteoblast differentiation. The transcript is spliced from 5 exons.
UUACUUUUCUCUGCACGUCGCCCGUUCGGAGCAAAGUGCUCCCAAGUUCUGUCGGCGGUCUGAGCUCGCUCUCCGAGAUGUCCCGAAGUCCGGUCAUCGCUGUGGCUUGCCUCGCCACCCUCCUCGUCCUCACUUUUUCCGGUGUCGGCGAAAGUGCGGACGACCCAAAACCAGCGGAUGUCAAAGCGGAAGCGCGGCCUGUUUUCAUGCCCGAGGCGGACGCCGACAACUUUUUCAAACGCCGCAGUCGCCGCUCGGUGAGAUACUACGAGCAGCUAGCUGAGCAGAGAAUGCAUCGGGCGAACUCGGAGCGUCGGAGGGAGUACAACGAGGAGCGACGCGACGAGUACGAGAACUACGCCGAAGAGGAUCGCGACGAGCAACGGGAAAGAACGAGGGAGAAAAACGAGCAAGUUCGAGAGUACAACUACGAUGGGCGUUACCCUCGAUACCACUGGUUUCACUGAGCAUGUUCACAGCGCAAGCGAACCAUAUCUUUGAAUAUAGCUUGAAAUGUCCUAAAAACACUCAACAGGACACUGAGCAUUUAUUUUCUGCAGUGUAUUACUGUAUUUUUUUUACAUUGUACACUUUCAAAAAAUAAAGGGAACACUCUGUAAAACA